AUGGCGUCCUUCAGCUACCUGCUUCUUUUUCUAGCCGCCUUGUGCUCAAUGCUCCAAGCACGGUACCUCUUCAACGACAUGGAUGAGCAACAACAGUUGUGGAAAGCGGUGAAGCGAAAUCGGUUGUGCAUGUUGAACGCGGGACUCUCGCAAGGUUGCGACUUCUCCGACAUGAUAACCGCCCAGAAUCAGAAGAACAAGUUCAUGAGCUUCGCGAGUCCCGGCAGAAAAUAA
Molecule: messenger RNA, 234 nt
Organism: Caenorhabditis bovis
Lineage: Eukaryota; Metazoa; Nematoda; Chromadorea; Rhabditida; Rhabditidae
Source: the annotation of a GenBank genome assembly